CUCUUAUCUUAUUUUCCAGUGACGGAUGAUGGCAAAAAGAUCAUACCACCCACCAAACCAAUGUCAUGCGCAAAAUCUUGGCUGCAAGAGCAAACGCGAAAAACAUUCAAAAAGAAGAUUUUACACAAACGAAUACCCAUCUUAAGGUGGCUGCCCAAAUAUAAUAGCGAGGAUGCGGUUGGCGAUUUAGUGGCUGGCAUAACAGUUGGCUUAACUGUUAUACCACAAGCCUUGGCAUACUCCGGUAUAGCCGGUUUGCCAGCAGCGUACGGUCUCUAUGGUUCCUUUUUGGGUUGUUUCGUUUACAUAUUCCUGGGCAGUUGUAAAGAUGUUCCCGUUGGCCCCUCAGCCAUUGUGGCGUUGUUAACAUUUCAAGUCGCCCAAGGCUCAUGGCAAAAAUCUGUCCUUUUGUGUUUAAUGUGUGGCAUUGUUGAAAUGUUAAUGGGCCUUUUUGGUCUUGGAUUUCUAAUAGAUUUUGUCUCCGGGCCUGUAUCCUCUGGUUUUACAUCGGCUGUAUCGUUAAUCAUUUUAACAUCGCAGGUGAAAAAUAUCCUCGGUAUAUCAGCCAAAGGUACAACAUUUGUAGAAAUCUGGACAGAAAUAAUACAUAACAUUAAGGAUGUUCGGGCUUCGGAUACGAUAUUGGGCAUUACCUGUAUUGUUGUGCUGCUUAUUAUGAGGCUCUUACCAUCCUGUAAAAUUGGCCCCAAAGAGCCGCACUUACGCACCAAGGCACAAAAUGUGAUUAACAAAAUAAUUUGGAUUGUUGGUACAUCACGCAAUGCUAUUUUGGUUAUCGUAUGUUGUAUUAUGGGUGUCCUACUGCACACGUAUAACGAGGGAACACCUUUCAAAGUUAUUGGUUAUAUACCACAAGGUCUGCCUAGUUUCGCGCUGCCACCUACCCACCUCAGUGUCAAUGAAACUCUAAGUGGAAAAGAGGAGUCAUUUGUUGAUAUGAUGCGCAGCAUGGGUUCGGGAUUAAUUGUGAUACCAUUGAUAUCGUUGAUGGAAAAUAUUGCCAUUUGCAAGGCUUUUGGUGAGUUUUGGGAAGAAGAAUGA
Messenger RNA from Musca vetustissima, 1062 nucleotides. Its product is annotated as sodium-independent sulfate anion transporter-like. Gene Ontology annotation, cellular component: membrane. Lineage: Eukaryota; Metazoa; Arthropoda; Insecta; Diptera; Muscidae. The record is from RefSeq and is a predicted model, not a curated record. The transcript is spliced from 3 exons. Gene Ontology annotation, biological process: transmembrane transport. The annotation marks the transcript as partial. Gene Ontology annotation, molecular function: sulfate transmembrane transporter activity.